Drosophila navojoa is the source of this 569-nucleotide messenger RNA. RefSeq lists its product as uncharacterized. Gene Ontology annotation, cellular component: myosin II complex. The record is from RefSeq and is a predicted model, not a curated record. Lineage: Eukaryota; Metazoa; Arthropoda; Insecta; Diptera; Drosophilidae. Gene Ontology annotation, molecular function: calcium ion binding.
AGUAACCUUUUAGUCGUGACACCCUUUUGGAGACCCGUUCAAGAUGGAAAUGGAAUUUGAUUUUGCCACGCCGCCGCCCGAGGAGCGCAUCAUACGGACGCACAGUCUGAACCAGGAGCAGGAGGCCGAUUUGACGCUGGCGUUCUCCCUGUUCGAUACCAAUAACACAGGGAUUAUACCCAUGAAGCAGCUGAAGGACAUAAUGCAUGCAGUGGCCCACAAUCCACCUGAGCAUGAGCUGCAGGACUACUACAAUGAAUACGAUCCCGAUGGUACGGAUGAGCUGUACCUGAGCGACUUUCUGCACAUCAUGUCCGUGCGCUACGAGGGCCAGACGCCGGAGGAUGAGGUAAUACUGGCAUUCAAGGUCUUCGACAGAGAGGAUAACGGCUGGAUACACGAGAACGAGUUCAAGCACAUCAUGAGCGCAUAUGGCGAUGAGAUGGAUGAGGACGAUCUGGACCAGAUUGUGUUGGAUGCCAAUUCGAAUACCGAGGGCAACAUCAUUUACAGGGAUUUCGUCACCAUGAUGAGCGAACGUUAGAGCUGAGCAGGCGGUGCGAAGCAGC